ACUUAAAGUAGAGAACAAAAAAUUAAUAAAAUUCUAUAAAAAUAAACAAAAAAAUUAUUUAUUAAUUUUUUAAAUUACAAAAAAAAAAAUAAAUAAAUAAAAAUAAUAGAAAUUGCAAACUAAUACAAACAACUGUCGCCAUCGCUUUAAGCUAAACAAACUUUAAUAAAAAAGUUCUAAAAUUAUACGAUGUCGUCCGCUUUGACAGCCAUAAACUUAAAAAAUGAUUUUCUGAUAGAAAAUUUUAAGAAAUCUUCACAACAACAAAUGGCUUUGAGUCGACGCUAUGAACAGCUACUGACGACGGAAAAAUACUGUGACUGUGUGUUUGUGGUGGGCGAGGCGGCUAAAGUAAAAUGUCAUAAAUUAAUAUUGGCCACAGCCAGUCCAGUAUUUGAGGCCAUGUUCUAUGGACCCAUUAGCGAGGCUGAAAGUUUUGUAGAGAUUUUAGAUAUGAGCGAGGAAAUAUUUCAACUUAUGAUUUUAUAUAUUUACAAAGGAUCCAUUGAUUUUCGUAAUUUAUCAUUAGAGGAGACUAUCGAGUUGUAUUAUGGAGCCGAAAAGUAUUUGUUAAAUGAAUUAAAAUCAGAAUGUUUGGAGAAUAUACAAAUGAAAUUGAGAUUUUCGAAUAUUUUGGCUUCAUUGGAAUUAAGUAUUUGUUUAGAUCUCAAUAGUUUAUUGAAUAUAUGUAUGAAUUUCUUUACACGCUGCUGCCUCAGUGAAUCACAAUUUGUGGCCUAUUUAAAGAGUCACUAUUAUCAUGUAUCUAAGGAUUGUAUUAAAACUAUAAUAAAUCUAUGCAAGGAGCAGAUACCGGCCAAAAAUCUUUUAUGGUUUAUAUAUGAAUGGUGUCAGCAAGAGUGUGUGGAAAUGGGUUUGAAAGCCAGUGAGUGUUCUAAUAUUAUACAAGAUCUCAAUUUAACGGAUCCCAUGCUGCCUUUAGAAGCUAAGGAGAACCUAAAACCUCAGUAUACCCAAACUAUAGAAAGAUGCUAUUACAAAGCCUGUCGUCCGUUUAAUAUUGAUUACGAUAAUUAUGAAUGGUUUACGCAUAUCAAAGCGAAUAGAUUUAUUUCUCUGCAAGGCCUUACCCUACAAAGUCGCCUAACACCUCAUUUAACGCGCAUGCAUGUGCCUUCAGAUUAUUUAGAGAAUUUACGUAUAGAAAUAACUGCACCCAACUAUGACUCCAGUUUGCUGUGGUCCUAUGAGGUAGCGAAACAAUUAACAAAAUAUAAUUGUGAUUUAAGUAUCAAAUGGUCUAAGGGUAUUGUUCUAUCGCCCGAUAUAGAAUAUCAAAUAAAACUCAUAUGGCGUCCUGCCCAAAGUCAGGGAGCUGAAUAUCCCUGCAGUUUGUUUUCCUCCUCCGUGGAGGGUAUACAAUUUAGAGAUUUAGAUACACAUAGUGGUAGUUUAAUUAAAGGUUUACAUUUUAUAAAUUUAGUUUAAAUAUAGUAUUCAUAAGAUUUUUAGUUAAAUAAAUAAAUUGUAAUUUAGUUUUAGUUAUAAAUUUAACUUAGUUUUAAGAUAAAUUUUGAAAAUACAAAA
This is a messenger RNA of Lucilia cuprina (Australian sheep blowfly), 1548 nucleotides long. RefSeq lists its product as uncharacterized. Gene Ontology annotation, molecular function: protein binding. The transcript is spliced from 2 exons. The coding region runs from base 190 to 1449 and encodes 419 amino acids. Gene Ontology annotation, biological process: neurogenesis. The record is from RefSeq and is a predicted model, not a curated record. Lineage: Eukaryota; Metazoa; Arthropoda; Insecta; Diptera; Calliphoridae. Gene Ontology annotation, cellular component: cytosol; P-body.